Molecule: messenger RNA, 1447 nt
Organism: Trifolium pratense (red clover)
Lineage: Eukaryota; Viridiplantae; Streptophyta; Magnoliopsida; Fabales; Fabaceae
Product: dnaJ homolog subfamily B member 4-like
Exons: 3
Coding region: 211-1239 (342 amino acids)
Cellular component (GO): cytosol
Molecular function (GO): protein-folding chaperone binding
Source: RefSeq, a predicted model, not a curated record
UAUUUGGUUAAUAUUUAAAACUGUAAAUAGAUAAAUUUCCAUACAUCAAGUUAAGUUUCUGAUCAAUUAUUCAGUCAAAAAAAAGUUAAUAAUCAUUAGUACAGAAUCCAGCAACAGGACAAAGACACUUGAAGAAAGAAAGGUCCUAUCCAAAGUUGAAGAGAAAAACCGAAAGACUUUGAAGUUUUUGUAUAGUAGUUGUGGUGGAAGAUGGGUUUGGAUUACUAUGAAAUUUUGGAGGUUGAAAGGAAUGCAACAGAAGAAGAGUUGAAAAAAGCUUACAGAAAACUUGCUAUGAAAUGGCACCCUGAUAAAAAUCCCAACAAUAACAAAGAUGCUGAGAUUAAAUUCAAACUCAUAUCUGAAGCAUAUGAGGUUCUAAGUGAUCCACAAAAGAGAGCGAUUUAUGAUCAAUAUGGAGAAAGCGGCCUUAAAAACGGAAUGGCACCAACAGAUGAAGGUGCAGCUACAUACUUCCAAACUCCAGAUGGCAGAAGGUUUAGAUUCAAUCCCAGAAGUGCAAAUGGCAUCUUUGCAGAAGCUUUUGGUUUUUCAAGCCCAUGUGGAGGAAUGGGAAUGAGGGGUGGCGGCUGCAGAGGCAUGAGGGGUCGUUCGUGGGUGUCAAGUGCCUUCGGUGAUAUUUUUGGCCAAGACAUGUUCGCAGAAAGCAGACAAGCAAGCCAAGCGAGCCAAGUUCCAAGGCGCAAGGCACCUCCCAUUGAAAAUAAAUUACCUUGCAGCCUUGAGGAGCUUUAUAAAGGUACUACCAAAAAGAUGAAGAUCUCAAGGGAAAUUGCAUACGCAAGCGGCAAAACUCUACCUGCGGAGGAAAUCUUAACAAUUGAAAUCCAACCAGGCUGGAAAAAAGGAACAAAAAUCACAUUCCCAGAGAAAGGAAAUGAGCAACCAAAUGUUACUGCUGCAGAUAUUGUAUUCAUUAUUGAUGAGAAACCACACAGUGUAUUUACAAGAGAAGGUAAUGAUUUGGUUGUGACACACAAGAUAUCAUUUGCAGAAAGUGAAUCUCUAACCAGAAGCUACACCUUCCAACUUACUACUUUGGAUGGAAGGGAUUUGACCAUUGCCAUAAACAAUUUAAUCGAUCCAACCUAUGAAGAAGUUGUCGCCGGAGAAGGGAUGCCAAUUUCCAAAAAGCCUUCACAGAAGGGUAAUCUUAGGAUCAAAUUCAACAUCACAUUCCCAAGCAUGGUUGAAGCUGAAACAGAAAGCCAGAAUUAAGAAAUGUCCAUAACUACAUAAUAGAGUGCCAACCACUGCCAAAUGUAUCUUGUGCAUAACAUAAUAAUAGCCUUUCAUAUUGCUCCAUUUCAUGUGUCUUUGAUAUGUGUAGUUGUUUUGUGAGAUCCCUUAACAGUGUCAUCUACAUAAGUAUUGAGAUAUAAUAUUUUGAAUUGCAAUUGAUAUUAGAGCACUUAAUAUUUUCGUA